Heterocephalus glaber (naked mole-rat) is the source of this 3918-nucleotide messenger RNA. RefSeq names its product fatty acyl-CoA reductase 1 (gene Far1). Gene Ontology annotation, cellular component: peroxisome. Gene Ontology annotation, biological process: long-chain fatty-acyl-CoA metabolic process. Lineage: Eukaryota; Metazoa; Chordata; Mammalia; Rodentia; Bathyergidae. The record is from RefSeq and is a predicted model, not a curated record. Gene Ontology annotation, molecular function: alcohol-forming very long-chain fatty acyl-CoA reductase (NADP+) activity.
GGGCGGUCGGGGUUGAUGACGCAAGCGCAGGCCACAGCCAGUGGGCGAGCGGCUGUCCGUCCGCUCUACAGCAGCCGGUCGGGGGCGGUGGAAACGCGAGUGAGGAGAGCCCGACGCCGGCGGCGCGCAGCCUUCGCUGAGGUGCCAGGGAACGGCGAGGCCUGAGCCUCUUCGUCUGGGGUCAAAAUGGUUUCAAUCCCAGAAUACUAUGAAGGAAAGAAUGUUCUCCUGACAGGAGCUACUGGUUUUCUGGGAAAGGUGCUUCUGGAAAAGUUGCUGAGGUCUUGUCCUAAGGUGAAGUCAGUGUAUGUUUUGGUGAGGCAGAAAGCUGGACUGACACCCCAGGAGCGAGUGGAAGAAGUUCUUAGUGGCAAGCUCUUUGACAGAUUAAGAGAUGAAAAUCCAGAUUUUAGAGAGAAAAUUGUAGCAAUCAACAGUGAACUCACCCAGCCUAAACUGGCUCUUAGUGAAGAAGAUAAAGAAGUCAUCAUAGAUUCUACCAAUAUUAUAUUCCACUGUGCAGCUACAGUACGGUUUAAUGAAAAUUUAAGAGACGCUGUUCAGUUAAAUGUGAUUGCUACACGACAGCUUAUUCUCCUUGCACAACAAAUGAAGAAUCUGGAAGUGUUCAUGCAUGUCUCAACAGCAUAUGCCUACUGCAAUCGAAAGCAUAUUGAUGAAAUAGUCUAUCCACCCCCUGUAGAUCCCAAGAAGCUGAUUGAUUCUUUAGAAUGGAUGGAUGAUGGCCUAGUAAAUGAUAUCACACCAAAAUUAAUAGGAGACAGACCUAAUACAUACAUAUACACAAAAGCUUUGGCAGAAUAUGUUGUACAGCAAGAAGGAGCAAAGCUAAAUGUGGCGAUUAUAAGGCCGUCAAUUGUUGGUGCCAGUUGGAAAGAACCUUUUCCUGGAUGGAUUGAUAACUUCAAUGGACCAAGUGGUCUCUUUAUUGCGGCAGGGAAAGGAAUUCUUCGAACAAUGCGUGCCUCCAACAACGCCCUUGCAGAUCUCGUUCCUGUAGAUGUAGUUGUCAACACAAGUCUUGCGGCAGCCUGGUAUUCUGGAGUUAAUAGACCAAGAAACAUCAUGGUGUAUAAUUGUACAACAGGCAGCACUAAUCCUUUCCACUGGGGUGAAGUUGAAUACCAUGUAAUUUCCACUUUCAAGAGGAAUCCUCUCGAACAGGCCUUCAGACGGCCCAAUGUAAAUCUAACCUCCAAUCACCUUUUAUAUCAUUACUGGAUUGCUGUAAGCCAUAAGGCCCCAGCAUUCCUGUAUGAUACCUACCUCAGGAUGACUGGAAGAAGCCCAAGGAUGAUGAGAACAAUAACACGUCUUCACAAAGCUAUGGUGUUUCUUGAAUAUUUCACAAGUAAUUCUUGGGUUUGGAAUACUGAUAAUGUCAAUAUGUUAAUGAAUCAACUAAACCCUGAAGAUAAAAAGACCUUCAAUAUUGAUGUACGACAAUUACAUUGGGCAGAAUAUAUAGAAAACUACUGCAUGGGAACUAAGAAAUAUGUUUUGAAUGAAGAAAUGUCUGGUCUCCCUGCAGCUAGAAAACAUUUGAACAAGUUGCGGAACAUACGUUACGGUUUCAAUACUAUCCUUGUGAUCCUGAUCUGGCGCAUUUUUAUUGCAAGGUCACAAAUGGCAAGAAACAUCUGGUACUUUGUGGUCAGUCUGUGUUACAAGUUUCUGUCAUACUUCAGAGCAUCCAGCACUAUGAGAUACUGAAGACCCAGAAUUUCGCGUUAGAACAUCUAUGCAUUUGGUGGUCUAAAUGCACAAAAUGUAAAAUGUACUUAAGUCAUCUCACCUUUUGUCAAGACAUUAAACCAUCUUAGAUCUAUGUGUAGAGUAAAACAUGGUACAUUUUAUGUAACAUUUUAAUGUUUAUGCUCAUAAAACCUAAUGAGCACAAUGUUGUAUGCCAGCUCAAAUCUGUCUACAAGAGCCACCAAUACUAUGAUUUAACAUUUUGAUCCAUGGAAAGAAAAGGAUAGGAUAAAGGCAAGAAUAGGGAAAUAGGAACAUUGACCAGUAUAACUGUGCAAUUCUGGAACAUAAUAAUUCAAAAUGCCUUAACAUAUACUUCUAAUAUUCAGUGCAGUGGAAAGAAUUUAUUUGGACAGAAUGCUAGCUAAGUUGGUAGAUACUUGAUCCUUAAAUGUUUGAUUUUUUUCAUCAGUUGUAGUGGGUUUUAGUUUUAUUAAAACUAUAGCCAAACUAUUUUUACUUCCUUCUGUAAGUUAUUUGGGGUAUCAAACAUGAAAAAUAUGUUCUCACUUUUCUUUUUCUGAUUAAAUGCCUGGUACAUAUCAUAUUUCUGUAAGUAUAAUCUGUUGCUUUUAUAAUCAGAAGGCUAUAUAUUAAAGACCCUAUUGGAUCUAAAUGGGUUUGAAAAUCUAUAUCAAUAAAACUAUGUUAGCAUCAAAAAGAGUAGGAAUAAACUUUCUUGUCCAAAUUUUGAUCAAAUAAAAAUCCUGUGACAUUCUGUUCAUGUUUUGAAAUGAGGAUUUCUUGAGACUUUUGUGCUGUCUUCCCUUUAUAAAUAUUGUUUUAGGACUUUAAAAAGGCUCGUACUAUCUUUCAGAUGAAAUCUGAAAUCAGAUGAAAUCUGAAAGUGCAUUAUUAUGGAAGAAUGUAUUUCCAGCUAGUAAUAACAUCAAGAAAAUAUCCUUGUGUGUAAACACAUACUAAUUUUGACACUGAAAGUUGAAUUCCUUCAAGAAAAAUAUGCAUAAUGUGUAUAAAAUUAAAUAAAGGACUUUAUUUACAUACCAUGUGAAGAAGCAAACUGUUGAAUGAGUUUGAAGAUAUCACUUAUUUUUUCUGCAUGUGGUUUUAGCUUUAGAAAGAAAUGCAUUAUAGAAACAAGUUAUAGCAAGAGAAUUGCAUAUUUUAAUGAUACAUUAUAAUUCCCUUUAAAACUCAAUAAAUAGUAGUUUACUAUUUUAACAUACGUUUGGUUUAACAGAUCAUUCAGCAUACCACUGUUCUAAUGGAGUUGUACUAUAUUUAAAUCAUUAGCAGUGUAUCAUGAAUAUGUUAAAAGAGGUCAAUUCACAAUAUAAAAAGUUACAUACAACUUUUCAUUCUAAUUUUCUUUGUCAGUAAAAAUGCCAUGUAUAAGAAGUUUAUUUUGCUGUUUUGGAAAAACUAAAUGUAAAGGAAAUCACCUUAUAUGCAGGUGUAUAAUCUUGAAAAGGAAAAAUGCUUCCAUGUUGAAGCUAGAUUUUCUAUCGUAAAACUUUUAAACAUUAUUUUAAAAGAAGUAUUUAUGUAAAUACCUAUAUAUUCUUUGGAAUGAUACUAAAAAUAGUCUCUGGUUUAGGACCAUACCUUGUAUGAGGUGUGAGAGACCUUGAGAGUGUGUGAAAGUGGGAUUAAUGAUGAAGGCUUUGAUUUAAGUGGCCUGUGUAAUGUGCAUUGAGCACCCCAUCUCCAAAUACAUUUCCAUAGUGUGCUGAAAUUUGUAUGAUUUUAUACUCCUGCCAAAUAACUAGAGUCAGAUCAACUUGUGUUUUACAAAAGAAUAGGGGCACAACUUAUGCAGGCCUGUGAAGUACAUAGAGUUUGUUUUCUGAACUGUUCUGUUGUCCUUAGAAUUUAAAGAAAUAUUAACUAGUGGGGUACUGAGGCCACUGCAUUAAUUUUUUGUGUUUGAAAUUCUGUUGUGAAAGAAAGAUAAAGAAUAAAUUAAGUCCUAAAAUUAAUAUAAUAAGUAUAUAGAUUGACAAUUGAUGCCAUCUAGAUUUUGGAUUUAAGUCAAAUUUAAAAAUUUUGGAAAUCCACUGUGUUUGUGUCAUUUGCUGGACAAUGUUUAUAGUUCUGUUUUCUUCACAAACUCAUUUAACUGGACCGCCUAUAAAAUAAAUUUAUUUCAUUUAAUUCAUUUAAUAAAACUGUAUUCUAAAA